Messenger RNA from Perca fluviatilis (European perch), 3142 nucleotides. Its product is annotated as sodium/potassium/calcium exchanger 3. Gene Ontology annotation, biological process: calcium ion transmembrane transport; intracellular calcium ion homeostasis. Gene Ontology annotation, molecular function: calcium channel activity; calcium, potassium:sodium antiporter activity. Bases 322 to 2136 code for a protein of 604 amino acids. The record is from RefSeq and is a predicted model, not a curated record. The transcript has 17 exons. Gene Ontology annotation, cellular component: membrane. NCBI's taxonomy places the organism in Eukaryota, Metazoa, Chordata, Actinopteri, Perciformes, Percidae.
AGCAUGUCGCCUCCUGUUGCUGCGCCUCACUGUGGGAUCUGCUGUCGACCUUUCAGACUGCACACAUGAACGCAGAAAGCUUUUUUACGCUUUUUACUCGAUAUGUGCGACCCGGAGGUUUGGCGGAGUAAACCAGCAAAGCGUCUGCUCUGAGUCUAGAGGGGGAAACUAGGCUUGUCAUUGCUGGGAUUUUUUUGACACAAGUUGGCUGAGAAGUCGUUUGCUGGUGCUGCUUGGGCUGUUUGUUUGCAGAGAAAGUGUGAAACAAGUGUAAGAAAGAAAGCAACAGAUGUUUUUGGUGGAUAUGCGGACGACUGAGGAAUGAGAGCAGCAGCGAGGCACCGGCGGCCCUUCCAGCGGUUAUGCUGCUGUGGAGUCGGGCUGGUCGCCGUCAUUUGGCUCGCACAGGUCAUCCAGGCACCAGAGACAGAGUCUUCUGGGUUUCGGUCAGGCGUGGACGGUGGGGAGCUGCGAUGGACUCGCCGGCUGAUGCAGGAGAAGUCAGACAACCAGAGCGUAGAUCAGCCCCGAGCAGCCAUCCAUGAGUUUCCACAGGACAUCUUUACGAAGGAACAGAGGAAGAAGGGGGCGGUGUGUCUGCAUGCGCUCUGUGCCAUCUACAUGUUCUAUGCUCUGGCCAUCGUCUGUGACGACUACUUUGUCCCCUCCCUUGAGAAAAUAUCUGAGAACCUGCAGCUCAGUGAAGAUGUGGCCGGGGCGACAUUUAUGGCUGCAGGAAGCUCUGCUCCAGAGCUUUUCACCUCUCUCAUUGGUGUUUUCAUCACCAAAGGAGACGUUGGAGUCGGCACGAUUGUCGGCUCUGCCGUCUUCAACAUCCUGGUCAUCAUUGGCCUCAGUGGGAUCUUUGCAGGCCAGACAGUGGUUCUGACGUGGUGGCCCCUUUUUAGAGAUUCUUCCUACUACAUCCUUGCUGUACUGACUCUCAUCAUGGUUAUCUAUGAUGCCACAGUUGUCUGGUGGGAGUCCCUGCUCCUCAUGACCAUGUAUGGAAUCUACAUUAUAAUCAUGAAGUUCAACUCCCAGCUUCUGGCAUUUGUGACGCGUCGGCUCAGGAGCUCCGGGCUGUGCUGCCUCGGAUCAGAGAAUGACAAGAUGGGAGAGGAUGCCUCUGCUUGCAACACCUCCCUGGUGCUUCUCAAUAAAGGCCAAGUCCAUCAUCAGGAGGCUUCUCCAGUCAUCAUGGUGGAUGAGCUUCUCAUCCUCAACCCCCACAAACUGUCCUUCUCUGAUGCUGGCCUGCGUAUUAUGAUCACCCCCCACUUCUCCCCCCGCACCAGGCUCUCCAUGGCAGGACGCAUGCUCAUCAGUGAGAGACAGAGGCUGAUUCAGAGUUCGAAGGACCAGCAGGACGGCCAGGCUGGCCCCGGGUCACGAAGGGGAUCAACCAGCAACAGCCUGAAGAGGAUGGGGUCCUGCAGUCUGGAGAACGGAGGCAGGACACCCGGGAUAGGAGACACAGAGUCAGGAGACAAGCCAGGGGUCGGAGUGUGCCAGACAGAGGAGGAGGAUGACGAUGGGAUUUUCAAUCCCGUGCGCAUACCAGGUAGCUGCUGUGCGCGGGUGAAGUGGCUGAUCAAGUGGCCUCUGGGCCUCCUGCUCUACUGCACUGUGCCUAACUGUAUUCAGCCACGAUGGCACCGGUGGUUCAUGGUCACCUUUGUGGCCUCCACUCUGUGGAUCGCCAUCUUCUCCUACCUCAUGGUGUGGAUGGUCACCAUCAUCAGCUUCACACUAGCCAUCCCAGACUACAUCAUGGGCAUAACCUUCCUGGCAGCAGGGACCAGUGUGCCGGACUGCAUGGCAAGUCUGAUUGUAGCUCGACAAGGCAUGGGGGACAUGGCAGUGUCUAACUCCAUAGGCAGCAAUAUCUUUGACAUCCUUCUAGGUUUGGGUUUCCCCUGGGCUUUGCGUACCCUUGUGGUGGACUACGGAUCAUCAGUCUCCAUAAAUAAUAAAGGACUGGUGUAUUCUGUCAUCCUUCUGUUGGCAUCUGUGUUUCUGACGGUAACGAGUGUUCAUCUGAACCACUGGAAGCUAGAUCGCCGGCUGGGUCUGGGCCUGUUGUUUCUCUAUGCCAUCUUCCUGCUCUUCUCCAUCCUCUUUGGGCAGAUGUAAGGUCAACCCUGUCAGACAACAUGAGUACCUACCUUUCUACUACACGUCCUCUUACCUGAAGCCAAAAAAGAGUGACAGUGUUGGUUGUGUUCCUUGUGAGAGUUUCUGUGCACCUCCUGUUGGACUCGCUAGGGUGAAACUGUACAAAUGCAACUACAAAAACACAUACUGAAGUCUUUUAUCGAAAGUACCAUUUUUUCUCCUUUCUGAACAGUGCAGUGUAUGAAAACAGUAUUUAAAUUAUCAAAUUGGCUGACUUAGCAAAAUAAUUAAUAAUAUGGCAAAUGGAAGCAACAGGCUUGUUGGGCCUUACAUUGUCUCGCAUUGCCAAACCUUACUCCAGGUCUGGCUCCUCCACACAUAUAUUCCAGGAUAGGAGAAAUAAACGCUCUGGCUUGUUUGCAUUUCUUUGAACCAAUCAUAAUUGUCUUGGGUGGCGCUAAGCUCAGGUCGGAGAGACAGUGGCUCUGCAAAGUGGUCUCGGGAAGGAACUUGGUGAAACAUUUGCACCCUGCAAAAGAAAACAUCACAUACAAUAUUAAAUGAAGUUAAGUGUUCACACAAUACAGUAACAUGAGCUAUUUAAAUUAGCUGGAUACAUAAUAAUAAUAAACAUAAUUUGCUCUCCUUCACGCUUCUACUUCAAGCAAGCUUGCCCUGUUGUACGAUCCAAAUUUCAAUGUCAUUUUCAAUCUGUAGCUUGCUAUCUCGACGUUUGUUGUUGUUUCCCGAAGAGAAUGGAGUUAGACAUAUCCUGGAAAUUAACUGUCGUUGAUCCACACUAGGCCUUACAUUACAAUAUAAAACAGGAAAAGACAUCACCUAAAAAAAUGUAAUGCUCAAUAGUAUUUUCAUGAUAACUAGAUACCAUAGCUAAAAUUUCAGUUUCCACCCCAGAAUAGAUAGAUAGAUAGAUAGAUAGAUUUUUAUUGAUCCCAAAAAAAUGGGAAGUAACGGUGUUGCAGCAGCAAAAUAUCACACAGCUCACAUACAGAGUAUACAUUAA